Molecule: messenger RNA, 954 nt
Organism: Hirsutella rhossiliensis
Lineage: Eukaryota; Fungi; Ascomycota; Sordariomycetes; Hypocreales; Ophiocordycipitaceae
Product: N2,N2-dimethylguanosine tRNA methyltransferase
Exons: 3
Coding region: 1-954 (317 amino acids)
Biological process (GO): lipid homeostasis; mitochondrion organization
Cellular component (GO): mitochondrial outer membrane
Source: RefSeq, a predicted model, not a curated record
AUGGAGACGCCCGGGCGUUUAGAGCGUCGGGACUCGCAGCAGACCUUCGUCUCGCUGCUGCAGCUUGACCCGUCGCCCAUGGACUCGCCUCGCGAGGACAAGGAGCUCCCGCCGCUGCCCCCCGAGGCACUCGAGAGCACCUCGAGCCCCGUCAAGGCCGGCGCAACCGCUGGAGCCCCGGGGUUAAGCGGUGGCCAUGGCGCCAUAUACUACCUAACGCGUGUGCAGCGAUAUUCAAGCUACGCCGUGUCCAUCUUCACCUCGCUCCAUCUCGCCAACGUCUCGCUCAUCCCACUUGCCACGCGCUCCGUCGCCGGCUCUGAAACGUACCUCCUCAUGACGCGCGAAAUCUACCAGACAGCCAUUGCCGAGCCGCUGCUGGUGGCCCUGCCCGUGGUGGCGCACAUCGGCUCGGGGCUGGCCCUGCGGCUGCUGCGGAGGUGGCAGAACAUGAGGCGGUACGGCGGAGGCACGCCCGGCAUGGGCGUCCGGCUGUGGCCCCCGAUGAGCUACAUCUCCAUUUCGGGCUACGCCUUUGCCCUCGUGUACUGUGCGCACGUCUUUGUAAACCGGGUCCUGCCUCUGGCCGUCGACGGCGACAGCUCCAACAUUGGUCUCGCCUACGUGGCCCACGGCUUCGCCCGGCAACCCGGCGUGUCUCUGGCUGCGUACUUGGGUUUGAUCGGCGCGGGGUGCGGCCACAUGGUCUGGGGCAUGGCCCGAUGGCUCGGACUCGCCCGCUCGACGCGCGGAUGGGCCGGCAGGAAGGGCGUGCUGGUGGACGGGCAGACGAGGAAGCAGCGGCGGCGACAGUGGAUGGGGGUCCACGGCGCAGCGCUAGCCUUGGCCGCUUUGUGGGCGGCGGGCGGGCUGGGAGUCGUGGCACGCGGUGGAGCGGCGCAGGGCUGGAUUGCAAAGAUGUACGACGAUCUGCUCGCGAGAGUACGAAUGUGA